AUGCAUGGUUCAUUGCAGGGAGAGGCUCGCCCUGUUAUUUGUAGAGGGAGCGGUCCGCCCCUUGUGUGGGUUUCUACAGACCAUGAUGAAAUUGAGAAGGUUGCAAAGCAGUUUGGUGCUCAAGUUCAUCGCAGAAGCCCUGAAGUAUCUCAAGACUCCUCUACUUCUCUAGAAACUAUCAGAGAGUUUCUUAACCAUCAUCAUGAGGUUGAUAUUGUAGGAAAUAUUCAAGCAACAUCUCCCUGUUUACAUCCCAGUGAUCUUGUAAAAGUGGCUGAUCUGAUCCAGAAGGAGGGCUUUGAUUCUGUCUUCUCUGUUGUGAGACGGCAUCAAUUUAGAUGGAGCGAGGUAAAAAAAGGAGAAAACAAAAUGACAGAGCCCCAAAACCUGAAUCCAGCAAAACGGUACCGGAGGCAAGACUGGCCUGGAGAGCUGUAUGAAAAUGGCUCGUUUUACUUUGCUAAGAGGCAUUUGAUUGAGAAGGGCUACUUGCAGGGCGGUAAAAUGGCCUACUAUGAAAUGCGUGCAGAGCACAGCGUCGAUAUUGAUAUAGACAUUGACUGGCCUAUUGCGGAGCAAAGAGUGCUGAGCUUUGGAUAUUUUGGUAAAGAACCAUUAAAAGAGGUGAAGCUAUUGGUUUGCAGUAUUGAUGGAUGCCUGACAAAUGGUCGCAUUUAUGUGACAGAAGAUCAGAAGGAAAUGAUCUCUUAUGAUUAUAGAGAUAUUGUUGGCAUUGACCUGUUAAAGAAAAGAGGAAUCCAGGUCCGACUUAUCUCUGAAAGAGAUCGUUCAAAAACGCUGUCUGCCAUGCAGCUGGGAUGUGUAGCAAAAGUUAAUGCAACAAAUAAAUUAGAAGUCCUAGAGGACUGGCGAAAAGACAUUGGUUUGAGCUGGAAAGAAGUGGCUUACUUAGGAAAUGAAGAGUCUGAUGUGGAAUGCCUGAAAAACGCUGGCAUGAGUGGUGUGCCUGCUGAUGCUUGUGCAGUUGCUCAGAAGGCUGCUGCUUAUAUUUGUAAAAGCAAUGGCGGCUGUGGAGCCAUCCGAGAGUUUGCAGAACAUAUCUUCCUGUUGUUAGAAAAAGUGAACUCUGCAAGAAAGCAGUUGGGAGAAGUGAGUUCAGUAGGAGGGGAAAUUGGGGGAAAUGAGAACAGCAGGACAGGAAAUAAGGAACUAAUGAAAAAGAAAUAACACACUUGUUCUCUCUUGCUAUCCUCCUUCUCCUGUUCCCUUCUGAAUAUGUCUGUAUCCCAAAGGAUAGCUUGCCUUUCAGAUUUGACGCUUAAGUAGAGUUGAAAAGAUAUUUCCCUCUAGUUUAAGGUCCCACUUUCAUUAAAUGCUGAGUAUAUUUAUAUUCAUGAUUAUUUUAAAAGUCAUUUAAAUGCAAUGGAAGGAAUUCUACAAAAGGUAGUGUCCUGUAAAUGUUCUUUUAAUCGUUGUACCUGUUCUACAGGAAUGAUGUGUCCUUAUGUCAUAAUUGAAUAGUUUCAGCAAUGAUUUUUUUUUAUGAUUUGAGGAUUUAUGAUUCAGAUUUUUGGCAAUUUUGUUCUCUCAGUUGUGCUUCUUUCAUUUAGACUCCCUCUAUCAAAUCUUAAUAUGGCACUGUAACUGUGUGCUUGCUUUUUAUGAGAUGCAUAUCCAAUAAGCAAGAGUUCUAGCAUAUGCUGGAGAAGUCAGGUGUAAAAUAAGUAUCAAACCUUUCCCUAUAUUUUUAAUAGCAAGUUCAGAUACUGUAAAAACAGUCAAUAUUAGUUAAGAAAAGCAUUUAAGCAUGUGCUCAGUUUUAAGCUCAUUAAUAAUUAAAUGGUGUUUGGACUCGUGCCUCUUAACUUUGAAUCUCUUUAAGAACUUAAGUGAAACUCAGUGUAAAUUAGCUUACCCAAAUGCUUUAAUGAAUUUGAAGCUAAAUUUCCUGUAAACUUGGAGAUCUAUCUAUUGCAGAAACUAUUUCUUUCUGUGAAGGUUUUAUUAUGAUCAUUAAUGACAGAAAAGAUUGUUAUUGCAUGAAGAAGUAAUUGCUGUAUAAAAUUCAUAGUUGAAGUUUGUGGGUUUAUAUCCAGCAUACAUUCAGACUAUUUUUAGCAUGUUAAUUUAAAACUGGUGUGUAUGUAUGUGUAUUUAUUUAGAAUACAAUUUUUAUCCUGUUUUGAUUUAAUGUAUGCAGUGAUCUGUAAACAUUUGAAUAAUCAACACUAAAAUUACGGAUCUCUUUUUCAAUCCUGAUUAUCAGUGAGCCAAGCUAAGUCUUGGGUUAUGCUAAAAAAUAAAAAAUAAUAAGUUGCACACAGGCAGUUACUACUGAGAUGAGUAAUAAUGGUUUAUCAUUUUAUUUUAUGUUUCUCUGCUAAAUAGACACUCUGAAUACGGUAUCUCCUGAUCUACCGCUCUCUAUUGAUUGAUUAACUUUGUGUUUACUUCCCAUUACUAUGCAAUUUAUAAGUGAAAUUCUUUUACUACCUAUCAGCCUCUGCUAAGAUUAGCAGGUGAAUAGUUUGCUGCAGUAAUCAGCUUCAGGUUAUCAUGUAAGUACUUCCUUUUGGUGAGGUUUAGUGUUCUGCGCUGGAUAAGUAAGUUCCAUGGACUUUAAAAACAGGAGAGACAUGUUUUGGAUAACACUCUGAACUUUGGCAUAGGUAGCUAAACCAUUUUCUUGUAUAGACUAAUGUGAUAAAGCUGCAGAAGUUCAGACUGGAUCAACAAAUCAUUGUUGAUAUGAUGUCAUUUAAAAUUAGUCACAUUUUUAUUUUGCUUCGUCAUGGUCAAUUAACUUUUUGACUUUGGUUUGAAAAGCAAUUUCUUGUGAAUAGAUAGCUUUAAACAAGGCCACCUAGCUGAACUUUGUUCCCAUUCCUCUUCUUGUAGAGAAGGCAAAAAUAUGAAUUAAGUACAAUUAUUAUAGUAGAAAUAUGAGUUGGCAGUACUGUUUGUUUGCAACUUUCUGUCUGAAUUAAGAACUCUUUAAAAAUGUCUCAGUAACUUUGCUAUAUUUACUACAUAUACAGUUAAGUCCUUGCCCAAAAUCUCUGCGUAUCUCAAAAAAUAAAUGCAGAAACACUUUUCUGUGACUGUUUGGAAUAGGCAGAAAAAAAUGGUAGUUGGUGCAUAAGUGUUCUCACUUCGACAAAUUCUUGUUUAGAAAAACCUGGUAUAAACAUCUUAUAUUGGACGUACCAGAAGUAUGCAGCAGCAAGAAAUGAAGAAUGAAAGACUGCUAGAGAUAAUUUACAAAAUAAACCCUGUUUGAAUGUUUUAAUUUAGGCUCUGAUCUGACAAAUGCUUAACAAGCUCAUAUUUCCAGUACCCGCAUGGGAUGUGGGAAACGCAGGGUCCUCUGCCUAAAGCAUUCAGAUUUAUGUCACCCACACUGCAAGGGAAAGCCUAACUGUAAGUUAGAGUAGAACAAGGGAUGUCUCAGUUUUUUCUCUUGACUA
Messenger RNA from Struthio camelus australis, 3428 nucleotides. The record is from RefSeq and is a predicted model, not a curated record. NCBI's taxonomy places the organism in Eukaryota, Metazoa, Chordata, Aves, Struthioniformes, Struthionidae.